Penaeus chinensis is the source of this 2997-nucleotide messenger RNA. RefSeq names its product transcriptional adapter 2B-like. Gene Ontology annotation, biological process: regulation of transcription by RNA polymerase II; chromatin remodeling. Bases 96 to 1562 code for a protein of 488 amino acids. NCBI's taxonomy places the organism in Eukaryota, Metazoa, Arthropoda, Malacostraca, Decapoda, Penaeidae. Gene Ontology annotation, cellular component: nucleus; SAGA-type complex. Gene Ontology annotation, molecular function: transcription coactivator activity; zinc ion binding; chromatin binding. The transcript has 15 exons. The record is from RefSeq and is a predicted model, not a curated record.
AGAUCCAUUCCUAUCCUAAACAGCAUACUAUCAUGUGCAUAAACAUACGGCGGAGCGGCUGGGCAGAGGAGGAGGUCCUCGAGAUGCCAAAAUAAAUGGUAUAUUCGUCUUUUGGCACUUCGCGUGACGUCAUCAGCGUGCUCGGAGGCAACAUGGCGGAUACAUUUGCCAAGUACCAUUGCAACUACUGCGAAGAGGAUGUGAACGGACUGAGGGUGCGGUGCUUGGAGUGCGACGACUUCGAUCUUUGUUUACAGUGUUUUGCUUGUGGUGCUGAGAUUGGAAAGCAUAGAAGUGGACACGCCUAUCAAUUUAUGGACACAGGAAACUUUAGCAUUUUCCCCGGUCAAGGCCAUUGGACUGCCAGAGAGGAGGUCAGAUUGCUGGACGCCAUUGAGCAGUAUGGGUACGGUAACUGGGAGGACAUUGCGCGCCAUAUCGAGACUCGCACUCCGGAUGAAGCAAGAAAUAAGUACAUCAGCAGUUACAUAGAUGGCGCUAUUGGGCGAGCCUCCUGGAAACCAGCGUUAGAAAGAUUGCAGCUCCCCAUUGAGCACACAGUCCCUGACACAGGACCACUCUCGCCAACUCUAGGGUCUUCACUACCCUCCCAGCCACCCUCCACUGAGGAGAACACUAUUCUUGGAUACAUGCCACACAGAGAUGAUUUUGAGAGAGAAUGGGAUAACGAUGCAGAAACAACGAUAGCACCAUUAUUCAUUCAUCCAGUUGAUGAUGAAGAUGUGGAUAUGGCUCUCAAACUUGCACAGGUUGAUAUGUACAUGCGCCGUCUUCGUGAAAGAUCGAGAAGAAAACGGGUAGUUAGAGAUUUCCAGGUUGUUCCACAAUUUUUCAAGAAGGAAAGAGAAAAAGCCCAAGUUCCACCAAAAAAGAAGAGCAAAGAUGAUAAAGAGGCAGUAGCUGAAAAACUUAGAACAAUUAGCCAGUUUCAGACAGCAAGUGAACACAAUAAUCUCAUAAACUCCAUUGUCCGAGAGAGAGAGUUAAGAACAAGGAUAAGAGAGUUACUAAGAUAUCGUCGUAAUGGAAUUAGACAUGUGGAAGAAUGCCAUGAGUUUGAGGUAGCAAGGUCGCGAAGAGACAGGAAAAAAAAAAUCGUAAUUUUGUGUACUCUCAAAAGUAAGAGAUCAUUUAAUAGCUUACAUCUUUUGAAUAUGAGCUGUAUUUCCGAAGAAUUUGAAGCAUUAGGAUGGGCAAGUGCAUGUUUACACUCGCAGAAAACCACCCCAGGUUUUUCUAGACUCCGAGUAUUCACAACUUUGCCUUUCAUGCAGGCCAGCCUGCCUCAGAUUCCGACUCAAAUGGACCUCACCGCAAAGUCAAAAGACAAUUUCCCUUUCCUCUCUGUACCUGUGCAGAAACGACGCAAGAAGUCCGAAAUGUUUAGCAGAAAAAAAAUUCACGCCUCUCGAUACUGGCGGUGGAAGAUGGCUCAGCGGGAGCUUGAGCGGCAGCAGCGGGAACAGCAACGACAUCUCCAGCUGGGGGAACGGGAGCAACACGCAGCAAGCACAACAGGGGGGGACUCAAGGGGGGAAUGAUGACCCCAUUGCAAUAUCCAUGUUACCAGGCUACCAUCUUUUGUCCCAGAAGGAAAGAAAGUUGUGUGCCUCCUCAAAUAUCAAGCCAUCACAGUACAUUGCUUACAAAGCUGUUUUACUUAAGGACGAAGGUGACAAGCGUCAGGCAGGUGUUGGAUCAACUACACGAGGGGGUGUAUGCACUCCCCAAGGCCUAGACUCUCACUCUCAACGCAUGAUAACCACUUUCAUGACCCAAGCGGGCUGGAUCUCCUCGUUCACAUGACCACCCUUUAAUUUUGGGAUCUGAGCAGCUGGAUCUACAUCUACAGCACAAGAAUCUUUGGCAUGUAGAUCUUAAAGGCAUUAUUCUGCUGCAAUGACCCCAAAAUAAUAAAAAUGUGUCAAGAAAAAUAAAAGGAAUAAAGGUAAUCAUAUGAAAAGUGAUAGCUAAAAGAGAGGAAAAGUGUGGAAUAAAGAAAAAGGAGAGAAAAUAGAAAAUAUUUGCAGUUUGAAAGUCAUGCAUCCCCCCAUUUUUUUCCCCCCUUUCCUUUUUUUUUUCUUUUUUCUUUUUUUCUCUUUUUUUAUUUUUAUAAGGAAUGAUACUAUUGGAUGCUUAGCUGGUUCACUUUUAUGCUGAUUACAUAUCGGAGUCUUUUAGGCAUUUUGUAUGAGAGCUUCAUAAUUAUUAAGAAAUUUUGAAUACCAGUCAGUAUUCCUUGGAAAUUUGUUAUAUAUAUGUGGAGCUUUCAUAUGGUGAAUGUUAAAUGGUGUUAAUCCAUGGAAAAUCAGUACAAUACUGAUUAGAAAAGCCUGCCUUCCCUAUGCUCCUUUUGAUUCAGUAAUGAAUUUUGGUAAAACUGAGUUGCAAUAUUUGCAUAAUGCUUGUACUGGUGAUGGUGAUAUUAUAUUUUAAAUUUUACAUAUUAGCAUCUGCAGGUAUACUUUCUCCUUUUUAGACACAUGCACUUCUUAAGUACCACUAGUAGCUAAGUAUAGUAUAAAAGGAUAUUUGUAAUCAAAGGAAGUAAUUGAUUAAACUUACUUUUUAGUGUGGAUAUUGUACCUGUGAACAUGUCCUCGUAUUUUUUUUUUUUUUUUUUUUUUUUUGUAUUUUGUUUAAUUAAUAUUCUGAUGGAAACCAGGCAAAAAAGCAGUCAAGUGCAGUGCUUAUUGAUUUUUUUUCUAGUCAGGAUUGAUUCGAGUUCAGUAACAUUUAUCAACUCAAAUUUUUUUUUUUUUUUUUUUUUUUUUCCAUAUCAGUUGCUGAUAUUUUGCUCACCAUUAUAACUUUUAAUGUUCAGAAGGUGUUCAUCUAAUCAUUGUAUAAUUUGGUCACUGAAAAGAAGGUGCAUACCAAGAAAUAUUGUUUAGUUUAGAUUUAAGGACAUUUAAUUUUUAUACAAAUCUUCUGUACCUGGAUAUUUAUCAUUUUUAAGAGAGACGUAGUAUUUCA